This is a messenger RNA of Eleginops maclovinus (Patagonian blennie), 3204 nucleotides long. RefSeq names its product TLR4 interactor with leucine-rich repeats (gene tril). The transcript has a single exon. Gene Ontology annotation, cellular component: lipopolysaccharide receptor complex; extracellular matrix. Gene Ontology annotation, biological process: toll-like receptor 4 signaling pathway; regulation of cytokine production involved in immune response. Lineage: Eukaryota; Metazoa; Chordata; Actinopteri; Perciformes; Eleginopidae. Gene Ontology annotation, molecular function: lipopolysaccharide binding; protein binding. The record is from RefSeq and is a predicted model, not a curated record. Bases 248 to 2686 code for a protein of 812 amino acids.
UAUUGGGGUGGUGAGCGUUUCCUCAGACAGCAUCAGAGAGCACAGCACAAAUUAAUUUGUUCUAUAGAAAAUGCUGCUAAGUGGUGCUGGAGUCGCGUGCUUUAAGUGUACGGCCACGUUUGUCUACAAGCUUAAGAGCAACAAGUGGAUUAUGGACGAGUCUAUCUCCAGUGUGAAAGAGGAGAAGGGCGACUGCACCUGAACAACAGAAAGCGAAUGCUGCACCAGUCUCUCCCGCGCAGUGGGAAUGGAUACCGGCAAUUUCCUGGCGGGGAUUUGCGUUUUCUUGCUGUCGCUCAAUGGAUUCAUCUCUUCCUCACCGACGAGAAGGCUUUGUCCCGAGCGCUGUGACUGUCAGCACCCGCAGCACCUCAUGUGCACCAACCGAGGGCUGCGCACUGUGCCCAAACCUGCCACGCGUGUGCCCGAGGAGGUGCUGAUCUUCAGCCUAGGGGGUAACUUCAUUGGUAACAUCUCUGCCUUUGACUUCACAUGGUAUGGUAACCUUGUACGCUUGAAUUUACAGUACAAUCAAAUACAAAGUAUUCACCCAAAAGCAUUUGAGAAACUCUCCAACUUAGAAGAGCUGUACUUGGGACAUAACAUUUUAUCAAGUAUACCUGCUGGGACUUUACAAUCCCUUAAGAAAUUAACAAUUCUCUGUGGAAAUGAUAACGACAUUAUGAAAAUCACACCGGAGCUCUUUGCCAACUUGGAUAAUCUUGUUAAACUGCGUCUGGAUGGCAACUCAAUAGAAGUUCUGCAGGACUCUGUUUUUAAAAAUUUGACCAGCCUACAUUACCUCCAUCUGGAAUACAACAAGCUGCAGCACAUUCACCGAAAUGCUUUAUCUAAACUUACCAACCUACGCUUUCUAAACCUGGCCCAUAACAAGCAGUCAGCCAUACGCAAUGCCCUCACUUUCUCCCAACUCAAAGCUCUGACGACCCUGCUGCUGUCUGAAAAUGAAAUUCAGCACGUCGGAGACCACGUCUUCCAAAAUCUGAAAAAGCUGUCCAAACUGUCCCUCAGUAACAACAGAAUCUCCCGCCUGGACAGCGGUGCUCUGAAGGGGCUGUCGAGCCUCAGAGAGCUUCUGAUUGAUGGCAAUGAGCUGGAGGAAAUCCCAGCCGGUCUCCUGGACUCUCUAGAGCACAUCGAGGAGCUGGACUUCAGUCGCAACCAGAUCUCCAAUGUGGACUCUUUGGCUUUUUCGCAACUUAAACAUCUGAGGGUACUUAAGCUGAAGAACAACAUGCUAACCAGCCUUUCUGGAGGCAUUUUUGCCCUCAACAACGUGCUCUACAACCUGGAUCUCCAUGGCAACAACUGGACGUGUGACUGUCGCCUGGAGGAGCUGAAAAGAUGGAUGACUGCUGCGCAUUCUCAGGGAAAAUUAUUGACUGUUUUUGUGCAGUGUCAUCAUCCUGCAACUCUGAGGGGGACGUAUCUGGACUAUGUGAACAGCUCCCAGCUGCAGCCCCUUGGGAACUGGACCCACAUGUGUAGUAGCCAAGCGGGGCCUGAGGAGAGCCGGGGAGGGGGUGUGUUGGUUAAGAUGAAGGAGGAAGAGAUAGGGAUGGUGGAAGCAAUAAGGCAGGAGGAGGGAGGUGAGGAAGUCCAGGUGGAGGAGACAAGUGAAGAUUUGAGACAGGCAAACAGGUAUGGAGUUGCAACGAGAAAAGAGGGGGAAAAGAGGAAGAGAGAAGGACAGAAGGGGGUGGAAACAAAGAAACCAAAAAAAGGACCACUCAGCCCAAGGUCACGACCUGCGGCAGAGGCUCCUGGGAAACGUGGCAAUGGUAGACGAAAGUCAAAUGUAACAUCCAGAACUGAACCAACAGCUUUUUCAAAACCUACUGACAACCAGGAUACAAACCCCACAGAUCCAAACUCAGGGCUCAUCACCACCUCAACACUCCAGUCAGGAGAGAAGUUUGACCUUCUGAGGUCAAAUCAGGAAGAGGCUCUACCAGUAAUCACAGAUCCGUGUGAGUUCAACCACCAUUACAUCACUAAUGUGUCAGUGGAUCAAGUGACAUCCAGUACUGUCAGUAUCUACUGGACCACCAGGGAUCAUCACCCCUACUCAGUAGGACUUGGCCAUGGCCUAGAUGAAGUUCACUAUCGGAUUCAGUUUGACCGCUUUGGUACCGCAGACCGUUUCCCCCGCUACGUUUAUGUUCGCGGCACAGCUCGCUCCGUAACCCUUCGAGAACUCAGCUCAGAUGUGACCUACAUGGUGUGUGUGGAGGGAGUAGUGGGAGGAUCUGUGUGCCAAGUUGCUCCUCGUGACCACUGCGCAGGCUUGGUCACUCUGGCUGAGGGGUUCAGCCGUGGAAGCAUGCUGACCUCUGACCUCGAGCUGGUGACGGUGGCCACGCUGGCUGGGAACGCCGUGCUGCUGCUGGUCAUCGGCAGCGUCUGGCUGGGGCGGAGCCUGAAGAGGAGGCUGCAGAAGAGGAAGACGGCGGUGCACGUGCGGCACAUGUACUCCACCCGGAGACCGUUUCGUCCCGCAGUGGCAGUCUCCUCCGUGUCUGCUGACUUCACCAGCUACCAGAGCAGCCGUCCCGCACGACUUGCACCCCUAGAGGAAGGGGACCUCAUUGAGUUCCCUUGUGACCGCUUUCUGGACAGCAGCAGUGUUCGCAGAGACAGCGAAAUGCAGAGAUUUUCUGACUAGAUCCAUAAAAUAUCAAUAAAUGUUGCACUCUAACAGAGGAACAUGGGAAUUGGGCUGCAAUCUUUGGUGUAGUUCCCUCUACACUAUCACUAAAAACAUUGGUUGUGUUUAUAGCUAUGAACAAAACCAAGUUAACAAUCCAACUAUUUUAUGUCUUUGGUUUUUCACUUGACCCUAAGAAAACUUUUGAAGUGACAAUAGAACAGCUGAGCUCAUCAGUGCCUUUUCAGACACCAGAGGAAGUACAAUCCCUCUGACUUCCUUUUCCUGCUUUGUGCCUUUCCUCUUUCAUUUCCUUGCACCUGUGAGUGUUUCUCAAAGUAAGACUUAUUGUGUGUAAGCAAGAAUGAUUGCUCACUGAUUUCAACCAAGGUGCUAAUGUUGAGUUGAUAGACAUCAUAUUGUCUCAUAUUUGUACAGUUUGUAAUGAUCGCUGCUGAUGGCAGGGGAAACACUUGUUUGUAUCACAUCUAUCAUGUUUUGUACUUUUUGAUAUAAUUCUACAUUACACAAAGAAG